AUGUUCAACGACUACUGCACCGCGACAAUCAGCCUGCUCCUGGCCCUCCUCGCCGCAACAGGGACUCUGGCAACAUUCACCUGUCCCAAACCCGUCAACCCCAUUGCCAAUAGUCCUUCGAACGCCUGCUGCAAGGAGCUGAGCGAUCUACGUGUCAAAUUAGGCGGAUUCUCACUCUACUAUGGCAAGAGCUGCUACAAAGCAACCAUCAGCCAGGUCACGGGUCCCAAGACAGCGGUCACGGAGGAUUGUCCCGAGGACAUGCAAGCUGGUUGCUGCGAUCCGGUAUGUGGCCCUGCGAUUCCGUUUGAGGUCGUUUGUGGGGCUGAAUCGUGGGAUGCACAGACUCUUCUUGAACUGACCGGAUCGGCACCGUGUACGGGUCCGAACUCGAAUCUGGGUUAG
Molecule: messenger RNA, 405 nt
Organism: Zymoseptoria tritici IPO323
Lineage: Eukaryota; Fungi; Ascomycota; Dothideomycetes; Mycosphaerellales; Mycosphaerellaceae
Exons: 2
Coding region: 1-405 (134 amino acids)
Source: RefSeq, a predicted model, not a curated record